Athene cunicularia (burrowing owl) is the source of this 2533-nucleotide messenger RNA. RefSeq names its product calcineurin like phosphoesterase domain containing 1 (gene CPPED1). The transcript has 4 exons. Bases 16 to 939 code for a protein of 307 amino acids. The record is from RefSeq and is a predicted model, not a curated record. Gene Ontology annotation, molecular function: hydrolase activity. NCBI's taxonomy places the organism in Eukaryota, Metazoa, Chordata, Aves, Strigiformes, Strigidae.
AUUUCUCCUGUAUGAAUGACUACAGAAUUCUGUACUUCCAUUAAAACAGCCUCAACUUACUUAGUUGAUGAGUACCAAUGGAAAGGGCCCUUCUACUUCAUCCAAGGAGCAGAUCCUCAGUUUGGACUGAUGAAAGCUUGGGCAGUUGGAGACACUAACAAUGGAGAUGAUGAAUGGGGAGAAGAAAUCAAAUUAGCAGAGCAAGCAGUGCAGGCCAUUAACAAACUAAACCCUAAACCCAAGUUCUUUGUGUUGUGUGGAGACCUUAUCCAUGGAAUGCCAGGAAGUCAGUGGAGGAAGGACCAAGAGCAGGAUUUAAAGAAUGUUCUGAAGAACACCAACCAGGACAUACCAUUGGUAUUUGUCAGUGGAAAUCAUGAUAUUGGCAAUACACCAACAAAAGAAACAAUAGAUAAUUAUUGCAAGAACUGGGGAGAUGACUACUUCAGCUUUUGGGUUGGAGGAGUUUUCUUUCUUGUGCUGAAUUCUCAGUUAUACUUCGAUUCUUCCAGAUGCCCUGAGUUAAAGCAAGCCCAGGAUGUGUGGCUCAAUGAGCAACUGGCUGUUGCUCAAAAACAUAAAUGCAAGCAUAUAAUAGUAUUUCAGCACAUCCCCCUGUUUCUGAAAAAACCUGAUGAAGCCCAUGACUAUUUCAACUUGGAAAAAUCAGUUCGUCAAGAGAUAAUGGAAAAGUUUCAUAAAGCAGGUAUUAAAGCUGUAUUUUCUGGACAUUACCAUAGGAAUGCUGGGGGAUCCUACAAAGGACUGGAAAUGGUGGUUUCAUCAGCAAUAGGAUGUCAGCUGGGAGAAGAUACACAUGGGCUUCGAGUGGUUGUAGUUACAGAUGAAAAGAUUGUUCAUAGAUACUACAGUUUAAAUGAACUGAGCAGCCAAGGCAUAGAGAAAGAGCUGCUAGAUAUGCUUGCUAAGCAAAAUUAGGCUCUGUCAAAUUAUGUAACUUUUUUUUCCAUAUUAGACAAAUAGAGUUUCAGAAAGUUUCCCCAAGGUGAAGAGAUUUCUGACUGUGUACCAUGCCCCAGAACAUCUCUCAAUUUGUUAUCAUCCUAAAUAACAGGAAAGGUGUUGACGUGUUUCUCCUUUUGAAAAUGAGACCUGUGAGGAAUAUGGAAGAAUAGCAGAACCAAUAUGAUAAUGUAUCAUUGAAAAGAACUGUUCUGACAAUUUUUACUUUACUCCUAGAUAAGACUUUCUUUUUAGAGAGAAGGUGUACCAAAGAGAAUUGAAGCUUCUAGAUAAUCCUUUAAGAGUAUUUUAAUUUUAUAUUUGAGAGGGUAUUUUGAAAUGAAUAAAUUUAGUAAUUUCUGUUACAUUCCAGACAAUAUAAAUACACAAAACAAUUUUUUACUUCGUAAAAACAAAUGUCAAAACCUCUGAAGUCAACAGACUCCCACUGACAUUUAGUAACCAUUGGAUCAGAUCUUGUUACCUACAGGUCAUAUUUUCUCCCAUUUCCUACACUUUUAUUUUCUUAGCUCUUCAGAGCCAGCAGCAGUGGGAGAGAAAACACAUUCUUUUUUUGCAGUCACAGUUCAAGUUUCUGUUAUAUCCUAGUUCUAUUUAAUGAAAAGUCUAUAAAUGAAGCUAAUAUAAAUGCCAGUGACAGAAACUAGGCAUGGAACAACUAUUUUCCUUUUGAAAGUUAACUACCAUUCAAUUAGCAUAUAUUCUUUCUAUAGCUUCAGAAUUUGGAAUAAUUGCAUGAGGCAAAUAUUCUGUACCAGAAUACUGUUACCAGAAGUCAGUUCGUUGGUUCCUAGACAAGGGGAGAGCUUUGAUUUCAAAUGCAAUUUAGGAGUGCCUUACUGUAAUAUUACACAAUAUUGAAUAUUGAAAACACUAAAAAGUGUGUUUUCUUCACUGCAAUAAAUCUUUAAAAUUAAAUUAUAUAAAACGGAGUUUGUGCUGCAAUCCAACUUUUUUUUUUUUUUUAGCAAGUAUAUCUGAUUUGUUUACUGUUAAAUAGAAGAAAAGUCUUCAUGUUCUUAACACAUACCUGUUUUUAUUUUUUAAAUAUUUUGUUUAACACAUUAUAAUCCAUGCCACAGGUUAUCUAGAAAUAGAGAUAGCGCAGCUUUAGCACCUGAAGAGGGAAGAACACAAUACUGGCUGAAAAAGCAAUUCAUUCCACCAAUUUGUAUGUAUGCUCACAUAGAUCACUGUUCCCUAGAGGAUAUUACAGAUAUUUAAAUAUGGUGAGAGAGAUGAAAUGAUGCUGUGCUGAAGAGUCAGUUUCAUUACGUUUUAGUCACAACAGUUUAUCUAGGAGGCUCCUGCAAGCUUGAUUUGUGGGACUUGUGAGAUUCUAAAAUUACCUGUGUAGCAUUUCCUUGCACCAGUGAAACAGCUGUACCUGCAGAUGGACAGGACAACAUCUGGACUACUGUCCCAUGACAGUAACCUAAGCGUAGAUAAUGUUUGAUUCAGGAGGGAAUUAUUUUGCCUUUAUACCCUGCCUGGUUUCUCUUAGUUGAAAGUUUUCACAGUCUCAUUUUCAAGGGAACAUCUGAGAAAU